AUCGGCCAGUGAGGAGAGGCAACAGGAACCCAGGAAGGCACCAAUCCAGGAGCUCCUAGGAGCCAAAACAUUUCUCUGAGUGUCGGAGAUCCUGCCAUUCAACAGCCAGGAUGGCUCGGGAUAUGUCAGAUAAGGAAAUCCUAAAAAUGGAGCUGGAACAGUUGAAGAAGGAAGUCAGCACACCUAGAACACCAGUGAGUGCAAACUGUGCAGAAACAAUUGCUUUUGUUGAAGGACAGAUGCCAAAUGAUCCGCUGAUUAAAGGCGUUCCAGACGACAAGAACCCUUACAAGGGAGACAAAGGAGGCUGCGUCGUAACAUAGCACACAGGCAUCUGAGGAGGAAUUCACAUUUCUGUCAGAGUUGGUUUCUUUGUAGUGAUUUUUCUGAUUUAAAUGUAUAAAUGAAUGAAACAGAGGACGG
Molecule: messenger RNA, 423 nt
Organism: Cyprinodon variegatus (sheepshead minnow)
Lineage: Eukaryota; Metazoa; Chordata; Actinopteri; Cyprinodontiformes; Cyprinodontidae
Gene: gngt2b
Product: guanine nucleotide-binding protein G(I)/G(S)/G(O) subunit gamma-T2-like
Exons: 3
Coding region: 111-323 (70 amino acids)
Biological process (GO): G protein-coupled receptor signaling pathway
Cellular component (GO): heterotrimeric G-protein complex
Molecular function (GO): G-protein beta-subunit binding
Source: RefSeq, a predicted model, not a curated record